UAGUCGUUAAGUGUCGUUAGUGUUGCAAUAUUUUGCCAGCUGAUCUUUUUGGAGUAGAUUUCUAUUUUUAAAUCAUCAAAAUACACAACACAAAAGUAAAACCGGAGUCAGUGUGCCGGCAGUUCUUCGUCCUCAAGUAUUAAUACGCCUUGAAUUAAGUACACCAUGAUAGUUUGCACAUAAGAAAGUUCUAGAACAAUUUAUAGUUUAGAAAAAGACUUUACAUACACAUUUUUAAUACGAAACAUUAUGGUAAAAAUGAUUGUUUACACAUUACUUUUUACAAGUAUCCUUUGUUUUGCACAUGCAUCAACACUCUUGAAACCCCCUCAAACUGCAUUGGUAAUAGGAUUUGAGAAAGUUUAUGAUUUAUCUUUACUUGCAAAUACUCUUUCUGACCAAGGAAUUGAUGCAACUUUAAUUGUGCCAUCAAUUUAUUCCAACGAUGUUUAUGAAAAUCUUAUAAAUGUUGAGGUUAUAAAAUUAAACUUUACAAUAGAAAAAAAUUUAAAAAACGAAGAUAAAGCGUUGAAAGCUUGUGAAGUUUUUUUAAGUGAUAAGAAAAUUCAUCAGACAGUAAUAGAAAUCGCACCUACUUUUACAAUAUUUCCAGCAGUUAGACACGAUGCUUGCCUCAUUCCUUGGACUCUAAACAUUGAUUCAAUACCUGUCAUAUGGGCAGAUGGAUAUGAAGAAGAGCUCUAUGUAAUCCACAACUCUAAGAUGGCCAUUCCAAUUUACACUAGUGGUGUUAUAGAAAGAUUUUGGUCACACUUGAACAUGAAAACCGAAAUUGCAAAUAUUGAAGGCAAUUACGUAUUUCCUGCAAUUAAAAUAACUCAACGAUAUUUAAGCCAUGCCAGUAGAAAUUUAUUAGAUGAAUGGUAUUCUGAUGUCAAGCUUUUCUUAUGGGGAAGUGAUCCAGUCGUAAGAUUAAAUUUUGCACCAUUGACUCAUCGAUUAGUGGAGAUUGGUUGUCAUCAUUGUAGAGGUGUUCAACCACUACCACCGGCUCUUCAAAAAGAUCUGGUAGAAUUUAGGCUUGGUACAAUAGUAGUGACAUUAGAAGAUAAUCAUUUUGAGCUAAUUACAAAGAUUGCUGAACGACUCCCUCAAGGUAGACAAGGUCAAGCAGUUGCUUGGAAAACUAGAGCCUCUGCUAAGAAAAAGCCUGAAAAUUUAUUCCUUCAUCAGAAUGUUGAUCGUCAAGAUCUCAUAGGCUAUGUUCGUGCAAGAGCUUUCCUAAGUCACUGCAGUGACAUUGAACUCUUGGAAGCUGCAUUUCAUGGUACUCCUAUUCUAUGUUUCCCGAGAAAUACUCAAGAGACGAAAAAUGCUUUACGAGCAGUAGAACUAGGAUUUAGUGUGCUUUUAAAUGAUGAUUAUUCUAUCGAUAAUGUUUAUAAAGCCAUAGAAGAAUUAAGUCAAGUAUCAAGUUAUCGUGAAUUCGCUAAAAAAAUAUCUUUGGCGUUAAGAGAUCGAAUCGUUCCAGCAUCUGAUAAGAUAAACUUUUGGUUAAGCUAUACUGCUAGAAAUAAAGAAACCGCUGUAAAUUAUUGGCCAGUAGGAAAAGGGAUUACGAUAAGAACUUUUGAUGAAGAUGUAAAAUUCUUUUAUGGUUUAUUAAUUGGAAUAAUAUUUGGUGCUUUGUUUACAAUAACAACUGUACUUACGUGGUAUUAUCAGAGAAAAGAGAGCAAAAUGAAUAAGAUGAAAGGAAAAAAACAUACUCGUUAAUUUAAAAAUAAAAUAAAAUUAUUUUCAAUUCAAAUAAAUAAUAUACCAAUAAAUUGAUAAAAUACAUGGA
Molecule: messenger RNA, 1807 nt
Organism: Chelonus insularis
Lineage: Eukaryota; Metazoa; Arthropoda; Insecta; Hymenoptera; Braconidae
Product: 2-hydroxyacylsphingosine 1-beta-galactosyltransferase-like
Exons: 4
Coding region: 250-1737 (495 amino acids)
Molecular function (GO): UDP-glycosyltransferase activity
Source: RefSeq, a predicted model, not a curated record